CGUGCGUGUAGCGCCGCUUGUAAACGUCUCCUCCCCUGUUUCUGCAGUGUUACUGCUUUCGCUUUUUUGCUCAUCGCUUCUUGUGCCAAUCCUGCCCACACCGCAGGAGUAAGACAAGCCUUCCAUUUGCAUAGCUCCACAACUCCUUCUUCCCCGUCUACCUCCCUGUCUACCUCCAUCCCUCCGCUUGAUGCCCUGGUCUUGGUCCUUGCUCCGUGUGGUUUGCGUCCUCUCGAUUCAUCCAUUCACGCCUACUCUUCGGUGCGAUCCUUGGUUCUUUGCGUUAUCCAGCUCAAACAGGAGUGCGAAGGGAUUUUUUUUCACACUCUGAUUUUUUUUCGGGUUUCAAAAGAAAACAUUUUUUUAUUUAUUUUUUGGUUUACCAAACUGACGAAUGUCAAGAAUUUCUGACCGAUUUAAACAGGAUCCAGUGAGGAUAGAUUCAGCAAUUUAAUUUAUUAUUUUUACGCAUCAACAAUCGCACGUAGUCUGGGGAGGAGAAGGCUGAAUUUGUGGAUUUAGGAAUUGAAAUAAACAUUUAGCCUCGGGGAAGGUGUUACAGUGAUGAUUCAAAAGGGAAAUCAAUGAGAGGAAGAGAUCGGACUGCCGUAAGUUUGCUGAUGUAGGGUAACUGUCAGGAAAAUAUCGAGGAAAGCAGAGUGGGAAGCGACGCGUCAUUUCCAAGAUACCAGCGCAACAAGCCAGGACCAUUACACCAACCCGCUGUGUCGAUGGCACACAGACUGUCUUUCAGCGCUGGGCUGGUGCAGGGUGGCCACGGUGCGACCGGAAUCCAGCUGGGCUUCGGGGCUUUCUAGCAACAUGAGAAAGAAGUUCAUCUCCUGAGGCUACAACUUCUACACAGGGUUGACUCACUGACAACUGCUUUCAGAGAUAUCUUCUAUGAACCGUCAAAUGUGACAUUGUUUGAUCUCCAGCAUUAGAAGACUACAAAUAUGAUCAUGAUUUCGAAAAGGUGUUCCAUGAGUUUGCCACGACCCGUCACACCGUGGAUGUUCAUCACUUUUUUGUUGGUUCUUCUACCUGGAGUCACUCAUUUCUCCCAUGGCAGCUCCGGCUAUGAAGACGCCAGCGACGCUCCGAAAAACUGCUCUAGUGAGGACAACUGUUCAGAGGGCGUGGUGCUCCCCAUGUGGAACCCACAGAACCCUGCGGUUGGUGACAAGGUGGCUCGUGCCAUUGUUUACUUUGCGGCUCUCAUCUAUAUGUUCCUGGGUAUGUCCAUCAUCGCGGAUCGUUUCAUGUCCUCUAUCGAGGUCAUCACCUCUCAGGAAAAAGAGAUCACCAUCAAAAAGCCGAACGGCGAAACGACAACGACCACUGUGCGCAUCUGGAAUGAGACGGUAUCUAACCUGACCUUGAUGGCGCUGGGUUCCUCGGCGCCAGAGAUCCUGCUCUCCGUCAUCGAAGUGGUCGGCCACAACUUUGAAGCCGGAUCUCUGGGUCCGAGCACCAUUGUGGGCAGCGCCGCGUUCAACAUGUUCAUUAUUAUCGCCAUUUGUGUCUACGUGGUGCCAGAAGGCGAGACCCGCAAGAUAAAGCACCUGAGGGUGUUUUUCAUCACUGCAACCUGGAGUGUGUUUGCCUACAUCUGGCUGUACCUCAUCCUAUCUGUGUUCUCCCCCGGAGAGGUGGAGGUCUGGGAGGCAGUCCUCACCUUCCUCUUUUUCCCUCUCUGCGUGCUACAAGCCUGGAUCGCAGACCGCCGCCUGCUCUUCUACAAGUAUGUCCACAAGCGUUACCGCGCCGACAAGACCCGUGGCAUCAUCAUUGAAUCCGAAGGUGACGCCAUGUUCACUAAAAUGGACCUGGAGAUGGACGGGCAGGGUGCGAACUCCCACCCGCACAACAAGGAGGCUUUGGAUGGGAUGCUGGAGGGCGUGGAGGAAGGUGGAGGGACGAGCGCUGAGCAAGACCAAGAGGAGGAGGCCCGCCGGGAGAUGGCACGCACCUUGAAAGACUUAAAACAAAGACAUCCAGACAAAGACAUGGAGCAGCUGAUUGAGAUGGCCAACUACCAAGUGCUGGUCCAGCAGCAGAAGAGCCGGGCCUUCUAUCGCAUUCAAGCCACACGCAUGAUGAUCGGAGCCGGGAACAUCCUGAAAAAGCACGCUGCCGACCAGGCCAGGAAGGUGGUGAGCUGUCAUGAGGCCAGCGGGCAGGAAGAAGAUCCCAACACCAUCUACCUGCAGUUCGAACCCUCUCUCUACCAGUGCUUUGAGAACUGCGGUUCCCUGAAGCUGACAGUGAGCCGCCAUGGGGGAGAGGCUGGCUGCACAGUCAAGGUGGACUACCGGACUGAGGAUGCGACGGCCACUGCAGGCUCAGACUAUGAGUUUGCUGAGGGUACGCUGGUCUUCAAGCCCGGUGAGACGACUAAGGACUUCACCGUCGGAGUGAUAGAUGACGACAUCUUCGAAGAGGACGAGCAUUUCUACGUGCGCCUCAGUAACCCCCGUAUUGUCCACCGAGCCGAGGUCUCCGUCCUGGAGCCCAGCUCCAUCACCUCCAGCAACAGCACGGUCGGCCUCUCCUCGCACGUUCCUCCGAAGGCCGCGCUGGGGAACGCUCCUGUGGCCACCGUCACCAUCUACGACGACGACCACGCUGGCAUUUUCACUUUUGAGAGCAGCUCCACCAGGGUGAGCGAGAGCGUGGGCAACAUGCAGGUAAAGGUGCACAGGACGUCCGGAGCCAGGGGGAAGGUGGCCGUGCCUUACCACACCGUCGAGGGCACCGCCAAAGCCGGGGAGGACUACGAUGACGUUUCCGGCAAGCUGGAGUUUCAGAAUGACGAGACCAUGAAGGUGCUGAACGUUAAGAUCAUCGACGAUGAGGAAUACGAGAAGAACAAGACGUUCACGAUUGUGCUGGAGGAGCCCAUUCUGUUGGAGGUGGGACAGAGACACGGGGACACUAACGACAAUAAAACGGCGGUGGGACCAGAGGACGUGUCAAAGAUGGGCUGCCCUGUUCUAGGAGAGCACACUAAGCUGGAGGUGGUCAUUGAGGAAUCCUAUGAAUUCAAGAGCACGGUGGACAAGCUGAUCAAGAAGACCAACCUGGCGCUGGUGGUGGGGAGCAGCAGCUGGAGGGAGCAGUUUGUCAGCGCUGUCACCGUCAGUGCAGGUGAUGACGAUGAAGAGGAGAGUGGGGAAGAACGUCUGCCUUCCUGUUUUGAUUACAUCAUGCACUUCCUGACGGUUUUCUGGAAAGUUCUCUUUGCUUUUGUCCCCCCAACCGAAUACUGGAACGGCUGGGCCUGCUUCUUUGUCUCCAUUUCCCUUAUCGGCGUUCUGACAGCUGUGACGGGCGACUUGGCCUCGCACUUCGGAUGCACCGUCGGUCUGAAAGACUCAGUCACUGCUGUGGUGUUUGUUGCCCUUGGCACCUCUGUUCCAGACACAUUUGCCAGUAAAGUGGCCGCCAUCCAGGACCAAUAUGCUGACGCCUCCAUCGGGAACGUGACAGGCAGCAACGCUGUGAACGUCUUCCUGGGAAUCGGCGUGGCGUGGACCAUCGCCGCCGUUUACUGGAACUCCAAAGGUCAGACUUUCAAGGUGAACCCUGGCUCGCUGGCGUUCUCCGUCACCCUCUUCACCAUCAUGGCGCUGUUGUGUGUGGUCGUGCUGCUCUACCGCAGGCGCCCCGGCGUUUCGGGCGGCGAGCUUGGGGGCCCACGGACAGCCAAGCUUCUCACAUCCUUCUUGUUCCUCUCCCUCUGGUUCAUCUACAUCCUGUUGUCCUCCUUAGAGGCGUACUGCCAUGUGCCUGGGUUUUAAAUACAAGGCAAAAGCACAGACAUGACUCCUCUUCUUGUUUUUACAGUUUACAGUUUUCUCACUGUUUUUUGUCUAUUUUCACAAGAUUUCUAUCUAUUUGUAUCAUCAGUUAUUAUUGAUACAGCACAAGAUCUAGAUGAUGAUGUAUUUAAGGACUUUGGUUACCACUGACAAUGCUGUGAAAGCUAGCUUUAGCCACUGAAACUAAACUCUUGUCUAAACUUUCUUUUCCUACUCUAAAAUGCUUUAUUUCAUAUGAUAUUUACAGUGCUGUGAAAACGUAUUUACCCCCUUACAGAUUUUUGCUGUUUUUGCUUUUUUUUUUGUCACACUUACGUAUUUUAGACCUGUAAAUAAUUUUUACUAUCAAACAAAGAUAACCCGAGUAAUUGCAAAAAGUUGUUUUUAAUGAUGCUUUCAGUUAUUUAAAAAAAAAGGUUUCCAGACCAACCAAGUCCUGUGUGAAAAGUG
Molecule: messenger RNA, 4274 nt
Organism: Fundulus heteroclitus (mummichog)
Lineage: Eukaryota; Metazoa; Chordata; Actinopteri; Cyprinodontiformes; Fundulidae
Gene: slc8a4a
Product: solute carrier family 8 member 4a
Exons: 9
Coding region: 957-3803 (948 amino acids)
Biological process (GO): calcium ion import across plasma membrane; cell communication; sodium ion transmembrane transport
Cellular component (GO): axon; sarcolemma; postsynapse
Molecular function (GO): calcium:sodium antiporter activity
Source: RefSeq, a predicted model, not a curated record